AUGGCUCCUCACGACCUCCAGGCUGGGAGUAUCGGAGGAUUCCUUCGAAGGAGACCAGGAGAUCAUCCAGCAGCAGAGGGUUCCCUUUCCCUGGCGCAGUGGGAAGUCCAGUGGCAGGAGUUCCUCAGGACACUGGAAACCCCUCACUCUGGAUGGGGAAGCCCCCACUUGCCAGCAAAACCUUCGCCCUGGGAUGAUGCCAAGGCCUUUCUGGCCUCCUUUGAGCAAGUGGCCGAAGCCUGUCAGUGGCCCCAGGAAGAGUGGGUGACCCGACUCUGGCCAGCCCUUAGUGGUGAAGCUGAGCAGGCCUUUAGCGGUCUGGAUGUCAGAGACAGAGAGGAUUAUGGGAAGGUGAAGGCAGCCAUCUUGAGAACGGAUGUCCUGAGCUGGGAGAAGAAGCGCCAGCAGUUCAGGCGUUUCUGCUACCAGGAGGCCGAGGGCCCACGGGGGGCUUACAGCCAACUUCGGGAAAUGUGCCGUGGGUGGCUAAGAGUGGAGAAGCACAGCAAGGAGCAGAUCCUGGAGCUCUUGAUCCUGGAGCAGCUGCUGACUGUCCUGCCCCCGGAGAUCCGGAGCUGGGUGAGCGAAGGCGGCCCUGAGAGCUGCUCCCAGGCAGUGGCCCUGGCUGAAGAGUUCCUCUUACGGCAGGAGACGCAGGUGCCCUUGGAGGAGGCAUCUGGGAGGGCCUCCAAGGCAGGCCAGGAUCCGUCUGAGAUUGAGCAGAGGCAGCUCACGCUGGGGCUCAAGGAAGAGGAGGAUGGAGAAGCCAGCCCACUAGGAGAUGUAGAGGAGACGGUUGAGGAAUUCCAGCGGUUCUCAUUGAAUAAGGGCAAGAAUGAAGAGUCUAAAGGAAACUUCAGGAUUCUAACUCAGCCAUCAAGGCAGGAGGAAAGCCAUGCAGAGAAGAUGAGGGAUAAGCCCGUUCCUUGCCAAGCAGGGGAAUUCCAUGAAAUCCCAAUCCGAGCAGAAAGAUCACCCCAAAAAAUAAGGAAGGAAGGGCAUGAAAAUGCAAGUAUGGUGUCUGGAACGACCUUCAUUCAGAGCAUGAAAGUUAUUUCCCAUCUAGACGUUCCCUCAGGAGAGAAACCAUAUAGUUGCUUGGAGUGUGGAAAAGGCUUCAGUCGGAGAUCAGUCCUUGCUUCACAUCAGAGGAUUCACUCGGCAGGGCAUGAUCAGGAGAAUGAGGAUGAUGAGGAACGGCUUCAGUCAUCUCCAGAUAAAGCAAAGGAUGAAGAGCUGGAAGGAAACUUCAGGAAUCGAGAUGGAUCCAAGAGGCCAGAGGGAAGCCACACAGUUGAGAAGAGGGAUAAACACAUUCCUUGCCAAAGAAAGGGUUUCUGUGAAGAAAUUCCCAUGUUGGAGGAAACAUACAAGUGCUCAAAGUGUGGAAUAAACUUCUCAGAGGAAACUCAAUAUAAUAUUCAUUUGCGAAAGCACAAUGGAAAGAAGACCCAUAAAUGCUUGGAGUGUGGAAAGAACUUUAACAAAAGUCUUAAACAGCAUAAAGGAACGCACACAGGGGGGAAAAAAUCAGAGUGCUCAGAGUGUGGAAAGAACUUUAGUCAGAGUUGCCAUCUUCAGCAGCAUCUAAGAACCCACACGAGAGAAAAAACUUUUGAAUGCUUACAGUGUGGAAAGAACUUUAGUCAGAGUUGCCAUCUUCAACGGCAUCUAAGAACCCACACGAGAGAAAAACCUUUUGAAUGCUUACAGUGUGGAAAGAACUUUACCUACUUUUGCAUUGAUUUGCAGCACCUUUGA
Eublepharis macularius is the source of this 1761-nucleotide messenger RNA. Its product is annotated as zinc finger and SCAN domain-containing protein 31-like. Bases 1 to 1761 code for a protein of 586 amino acids. Gene Ontology annotation, biological process: regulation of transcription by RNA polymerase II. Lineage: Eukaryota; Metazoa; Chordata; Lepidosauria; Squamata; Eublepharidae. Gene Ontology annotation, molecular function: RNA polymerase II cis-regulatory region sequence-specific DNA binding; DNA-binding transcription factor activity, RNA polymerase II-specific. The record is from RefSeq and is a predicted model, not a curated record. The transcript has 5 exons.